AUGAAUUCUCAUGAAGGUCUUGCUACGAAUAGAGCACCCUUAUUUGAUGGAUCCAACUAUGCAUUCUUGAGUGUUCAAAUGCGUGCUUAUCUAAUGUCUCUUGGCUUUGAUGUUUGGCAAAGUGUGGUGUUUGGAUAUACAAUUCCUACAAAUCCUCCAACGGAUGUUAAUGGGGAGAAGGAUUUUGAAAAUAAUGAAAAAGCCAUGAAUGCAAUCUUAUGUGGUCUGCCAGAGAUAGAAUUUGUAAAACUUAUGCAUUGCAAUUCAACCCAUGACAUUUGGGAGAAACUUCAAAAAACAUAUGAAGGAGAUGACAAGGGUUUAGAAGAAAAGGUUGAGGAGUCUACAAUUGUUAAAAAAAAAUUAAGAUCUCUUCCUUUGAGUUUUGAUGCAAAGGUUCCAGCGAUUGAAGAGAUGAUAGAACUUGAUAAGUUGACUAUUGAUAAACUUCAUGGCAUUGUAACAACGUAUGAGAUGAUGACAAACUUUGAUUCUUCAUCCAAAAGGGAGGCAACCUUCAAAUCUUUGAAGAAAGGAAAAUAUAGAGAGUAUGUAUCUAGUGAAAGUUCUGAUGAAGAAUUUGAUUCUAAUGAAGCACAUUUUAUGAGGAGGUUGAAGAAAGGUUCUAGUAAAUAUAAGCUAAAUUUCCAUAUGAAAAAAGUGAGGAUAGAAACUAUGAAAAAAAGCCUAAGUUCAACAAGAACAAGUAUAAGGGAAAAGAGAAUAAGUCUCAGAAAUACAAAACGAGUCUCUAUUAAAGAAGAGAGUUGUUCAUUUGAUGUUAGUGAUGAAGAGUCUUCAAAUGAAGAAAUAUUGUUCAUGGUCAUAGAAGAUAUACAUAUUGAAAAUCAAGAAGAUGAAGAUUUUUUUGAUGAAGGAGAAGUGAAUUUUGAAGAAGAGCUAAUAAGCGCUCUAAGUGAAAUCAAACGACUUAGAAAAAAAAAUCAGAACUUGAAGUUCUUGCUACAAGAAGAGAAUGAGGUGAAAGCCAAGACAUCUCAAGCUCUUGAAGAAGUAGAAAAAUUGAUAGGUGAUUUGAAGUUUCAGGUUGAAGAAGCAAAUAAAAUAGAAGAAAAAAUUAGAAAUCAGCUUAAGUUCAAGGAUGAAAAUUGUGAAAGACUUGAAGCUGAAAUUGUUUCACUUAGAAAGUUAGAUAAAUCUUCGACAUAG
Messenger RNA from Cryptomeria japonica (Japanese cedar), 1170 nucleotides. RefSeq lists its product as uncharacterized. Bases 1 to 1170 code for a protein of 389 amino acids. The record is from RefSeq and is a predicted model, not a curated record. Lineage: Eukaryota; Viridiplantae; Streptophyta; Pinopsida; Cupressales; Cupressaceae. The transcript has 3 exons.